AUGUCACUAACAACCCCUCUUACAGAGCACAAGGCCUUCUUCCUUGAGAAAGUCGGAGCAUUCAAACCAACGACAGGGAAGAAUAACAAUGGCAAUGAGAGCGAGAAUUCCUCAGACACGACCAUCGGAGCGAGGAUACGGCCAAUAUUACCCCAUGAGCAAGCUGCUGGCCAUGUUCCCGGCAUAUUCGCUCGCGACGAUGGAAGCGCAGAAGUCGACGUACAUGAGCUGCGGCUCAAGGUUAACGGACGGCCGGCAUUGAAUUCGUCUAGCUUCCUCGUCGAUCGAGCAUACGGGCCGGAGAGCACGACAAAGUCGAUGUAUGACGAUUUUGUCGCUCCCUUGGUGCCAUGGGCAUGGGGCGGUGGUGUUGGAACUUUCUUCGCCUAUGGUCAAACAGGAUCUGGAAAGACGUUCACCGUGAAUGAAAUGGAAACAUUCAUCGCAUCAGACUUGUUGGGUGGAAAUAUUCCCGGGCGACGCAGCAUUCAUAUGUCCGUGUUUGAGCUGGCAGGGAAAGCGGCAUUUGACCUCCUUAACGACAAACACCGGGUUAGCGUCCUGGAAGAUGCCUUUGGGGAGACCCAAUUGGUGGGCAUAGUCGAGCGAACUCCUUCGACGAUCGAGCAGUUCCUCGACCUGAUCAAGACAAGCAUGUCGUUCCGGCUGAGCGCCCCAACUUUAAAGAACGACAGCUCUUCACGGUCUCACGCGAUCUGCCGGAUUAGAAUUGAAAACAAGGACGAUCCCGAUAGCCCUGAUGGCCUCCUAUUCCUCAUCGAUUUGGCAGGGAGUGAAGCAGCGGCUGAUUCCAGAGACCAUUCUCAAGAGCGCAUGAAAGAAACAAGAGAGAUUAAUUCUUCCCUGUUGACUCUGAAGGACUGCAUUCGAGGGCGGGCUACAUGGAAUAUUAACGAGAAUACGGCUUCAGGCGGUACUAGCUCGAAACAUGUCCAUAUCCCGUACCGCAACAACACGCUCACCAAGGUACUGAAACACGUGUUUGAUGUGAAUAGCCAUCGUUCCUGCAAGACUGCCGUGGUUGCAUGCGUUAGCCCCAGCGCUGCCGAUGCAAAUCAGGGGAAGAGCUCCCUUCGAUAUGCAGAGCUGCUCAGGGUACAGGUACCCAAAUCAAAGGCUGCUGCGUUCGAUCCGGCCGCCCCACGCACCUGGACAAACAAGCAAUUACGGGAGUGGAUUGAGAGUAACUCUGGAUCGCCUCCUGUAGAUCCCUCGCAUGUCGCGCCUACAGAGUCAGGGAUCCAGAUAUGCAAACUGCCCAAAGGCGAAUUUGUAUCCCGGUGCCUGACGACUGAGGGAGUACGGCCCGAGCAGGCCAGAGCAUUCUUUGAUAAGAUAUGGCAGCUCCACGUUGAUUCCCGUUCGUCUACGCCAAAAAACGCCACAAACAGUGACCUCUCGGAGCCCAAGAAACCUACAACCCCAUUCAAAGAACGCCUCCAGCCUGGGAUGUUUGUGCGUGUUACUCCUAAAUCGCCAAGCGACCCGAUUCAUUUUCUUAUGUUGCUUGCUCCCGAAGGUGCUUUUGAUCAGACCACAUCUACCGCCAAGGGCGAUGGCGAUGGGCACGGAUCUGGCUAUAUCUGUGCGGCCGUGGCGCCGUCGAUUAUGUUAGAUGCAUAUGAGUUGUUUGUGGCUCAGCAAAGAGUAGUGAAGGUCGAGGACAUGGAGGCGGAGGUUUUGAUGGAAUAUGAUUCCGCCAUGAGAUAUUAUUUCAUGACCGUAUAA
Molecule: messenger RNA, 1749 nt
Organism: Arthroderma uncinatum
Lineage: Eukaryota; Fungi; Ascomycota; Eurotiomycetes; Onygenales; Arthrodermataceae
Product: diatom spindle kinesin 1
Exons: 4
Coding region: 1-1749 (582 amino acids)
Biological process (GO): microtubule-based movement
Cellular component (GO): kinesin complex; spindle; centrosome
Molecular function (GO): microtubule motor activity; ATP hydrolysis activity; microtubule binding
Source: RefSeq, a predicted model, not a curated record